UGACUCGAAGUCCUUCUUACCCGUAUUUAACAAGCUGAGACUCAGAAAGACUUGUAAUGAUUCAUUACAAUAUAAAUUAAAGCUCUACCUUGCACAAGUUCAUCACAAACCAAAACAAUCAAUUGAUUUCCAUGGAUGAUGCCAUCAAGAUGGUUCCCAGAAUAUUUUAUUUUCUUGCGUUUUUUACUCUCUUGUAUCUCUUCACAAUUUCUUUUGCUUCCACUGAGGAAGCAACUGCUCUCCUCAAAUGGAAAGAAACUUUCGGAAACCAGAAUAAUUCCUUAUUGGCUUCUUGGACACUAAGUCCGGCUGCUGCCAAGAAUUCUUCCAGCCUCGGAGCAGCAACUUCUGAUGCAUGCACGGAUUGGUAUGGAAUUAUGUGCGUUAAUGGUCGGGUAAACAGGGUGAAUAUUACAAAUUCUAAUGUUAAUGGUACACUCUAUGAUUUUCCAUUUUCGUCUCUCCCUUUUCUUGAAUAUAUUGAUCUUAGCAAGAAUCAGCUCUCUGGCACCAUCCCACCUGAAAUAGGUAAGCUCACUAAUCUUGUCUAUCUUGACUUGUCCAUCAAUAAGAUUUCGGGCACAAUCCCACCACAAAUCGGCUCACUAACAAAGCUUGAGAUCCUCCACAUCUUUGACAACCAAUUAAAUGGUUCCAUUCCUGAAGAAAUAGGUCAUUUAAGGUCCUUAACUGAGAUAGUUCUGAAUACUAACUUUCUUGAUGGCUCUAUCCCUGCUUCAUUGGGGAAUUUGAACAACUUGUCUUAUUUGUAUCUUUAUCAUAAUAAUCUUUCUGGCCCCAUUCCUGCAGAAAUAGGGAAACUUGUCAAUCUUGUUGAAGUUUAUCUUGGUACUAACCACUUAACAGGUCAUAUUCCUCGAGAAAUAGGUAACUUAAUCAAUGCAAAAGUGUUCUAUGCUUUCUCCAAUGAAUUGUUUGGUCCCAUUCCUUCUGAAAUAGGGAAGAUGAAGUCACUUGAGAAUUUAAGCUUCUACGAAAACAAUCUCUCUGGUCUAAUUCCCAAAACAAUAGGUAACUUAACUGAGCUCAAACUCUUGCACCUUUAUACCAACCAACUUUCUGGUCCCAUUCCUAGUGAGUUAGGGAAUUUGAAAAACCUGAGUGAUCUGCAAUUAUCCACUAAUCAACUUACUGGUCCAAUUCCUGCUUCCUUCGGCAAUUUGAGAAACUUGCAAACUUUGUUUCUCCAUGACAACAAGCUUUAUGGUUCUAUUCCAAAGGAACUUGCAUAUUUGGAUAUCUUGGUUGUGCUGGAAAUGGAUGAAAACCAGUUUUCAGGCCAUUUGCCUGAGCAUCUUUGCCAAGGUGGGAAACUUGAGAACUUCACGGUGAAUAGUAACAAGUUGACAGGGCCAAUACCAAGAAGCUUGUCCAGGUGCUCGAGUUUCAAAAGGGUUCGCUUUGAUAAUAAUAGUUUCACUGGGAAUUUAGCUGAAGCUUUUGGUAUCUAUCCAGAGCUUCGGUUCAUUAAUUUGAGCGACAAUGAUUUUGAUGGUGAACUCAGUAGGAACUGGGGGAAAUGUAAGAAAUUGACUAAUCUGGAGGUGGCCAGAAAUAACAUUAGUGGUAGCAUACCACCAGAGAUUGGAAACAUCAGCAGGCUUGAACGACUUGAUCUUUCGUCGAAUCAUUUGGUUGGACAGAUUCCUAAAGAAUUUGGAAAAUUGACCUUGUUAGGUAGAUUCUUUGUACAAAACAACCACAUUUCUGGUAAUAUUCCUAUGGAACUUGGGUCAAUGAAAAAGUUAGAGUCCCUUGAUCUAUCAGACAAUAGAUUGAAUGGGUCGAUCCCAACCUUUAUAGGAGAUUACAUGAACAUGUUUCUCUUGAACCUAAGCAACAACAAGUUUGUCCAGAAAAUUCCAAAGGAGAUAGGGCGGAUAACUCAUCUUAGUGUACUUGAUUUGAGCCAUAAUCUUCUAGAUGGAGAAAUACCCAUUCAGUUAGCCAAUUUACUGGACUUGGCAGACUUGAAUCUUUCCCACAACAGACUUUCUGGCCGCAUUCCUGAAGAAUUUGAAAGUUUGACUGGUUUGCAGGAUGUUUUCUUGUCAUACAAUGAGUUGGAAGGUCCAAUACCAAAUAAUAAAGCUUUCAUGAGUGCCUCAUUGGAAGGUAAUAAAGGUCUGUGCGGCAAUUUAACAGGAUUUCUGCCAUGCAAAAUGCCAUCUCCAAUGGUGAAGAAGCACUCAACGGCGAAGGGCCGUAAACUCAUCCUCAUCACAGUACUUCCUAUUUUGGGAGCACUAGUACUUCUAUGUGCUUUCAUUGGUGUUCUCUUUAUCUGUGAUAAAAGAAAUAGAGUUGGACAUAUUGAAAGACGGGAUUCCAGCAAUGGUGUUGAUGUUGAUGAAGAUGGUGAUUUGCUUUCCAUAUCUACAUUAAAUGGAAGUGCAUUAUACCGGGAUAUCCUAAAAGCCACUAAGGAGUUUGAUGCAAUGUAUUGCAUCGGGAAAGGAGGGUCUGGAAGCGUUUACAAGGUAAAGCUUCCAUCUCUUGUGAAUGUAGCUGUGAAGAGACUUCAUUCUUCCUUUGAGGUUACACAUCGCAAAAGUUUCAUGAAUGAGGUAAGGGCACUGACAAGGAUUAAGCAUCGAAACAUUGUGACACUCUAUGGCUUUUGUUCGAAUGCACAACACUCGUUCUUAGUUUACGAGUACAUGGAGAGAGGUAGUUUAUCUAGUAUCUUGAGCAACGAAGUAGAGUCCAGGAAAUUGGAUUGGCUUAAAAGGGUGAAUAUCAUCAAAGGUGUUGCUUUUGCUUUAUCUUACAUGCACCAGGAUUGCUCACCGCCGAUUGUUCAUCGAGACAUAUCAAGCAGUAAUGUUUUGCUUGAUUCCGAGUUUGAAGCUUGUGUUUCAGAUUUUGGAAUAGCUAAGCUUCUCAAGCCAGACUCAUCCAACUGUACUGCAUUUGCAGGCACAUAUGGCUAUGUUGCACCAGGUUACACGGAAAUGUGUGAUGUCUAUAGCUUUGGAGUAUUAGCAUUGGAGAUAAUCAAAGGAAAGCAUCUUGGGGAAUACCUUACUCUUCUAGCAAAUUCAUCGACAAGAGAUGUGCAGCUUAGCGAUUUGCUAGAUGAACGCCUUCCAUAUCCUGAAGAUGAAGUAAAAGAGCUUAUGGUUUUCAUCAUCAAGCUAGCAAGCUCGUGUUUGCUUGAAAAUCCAAAAUCAAGGCCAACGAUGCAUUUCAUCUCUCAUAUGUUAUCAAUGGAUCCGCCAGUUCAUCAGAUUCCAUGA
Lycium ferocissimum is the source of this 3260-nucleotide messenger RNA. RefSeq names its product MDIS1-interacting receptor like kinase 2-like. The transcript has 3 exons. Gene Ontology annotation, molecular function: protein binding; ATP binding; protein kinase activity. Lineage: Eukaryota; Viridiplantae; Streptophyta; Magnoliopsida; Solanales; Solanaceae. Gene Ontology annotation, biological process: protein phosphorylation. Bases 132 to 3260 code for a protein of 1042 amino acids. The record is from RefSeq and is a predicted model, not a curated record.